Sclerotinia borealis F-4128 is the source of this 3015-nucleotide messenger RNA. The record is from the annotation of a GenBank genome assembly. Lineage: Eukaryota; Fungi; Ascomycota; Leotiomycetes; Helotiales; Sclerotiniaceae.
AUGUCCCGAUUUAGAGGUCGAGACGCAACAGCCUUUAGUGCUUCACUACAUGUUACAGAUGAUGCACAUGCCAAGAUUAUCGAUACCAACACAUUUCGACUAUUUGAAUUUGGACAUCAAGACCGGCCUAAAUUUCCAGAAAGACCAUCUACCUCGGGUGGAAUCAAAAAAUCGACAGGAAAUUUUCCUAAGAGGGCCAAUACUGUCAAGAGGGAAACACGGGACGAUCUAUUCUUCAAUCCAUUGACAGCACAUGGGAAGGACGGUCCUACUUUUUAUAACUUUCCUCUACCUUCUGUCCGACCCCCACCUUCACCAGUCGUGGCCCAGAUGGUAGAACCUCUCCUACGACCCUACAGUCCUGGUUCGAUCAAGACAAGUAUGACUGUUCAUCCUAACGUUGGUGAAGCUGCAAUAGGUAUGGCACUUGGAAGUCCGGCUCAUCCACCAGAAAAUAUGCAACAAGCUCAGCAGUCUUUUGGGGUAGAAACAAUCCGUAUUCUCCAUCCGAUGGACGAUGUGUCUCAUUAUGCCGAUUCUGUUGUUGCUCCGAAGCAAAAGAAAGGUCGGAAGUGGUUUGGAUUAUUUGGAAGUCGGAAGGAAAAAACACCUACCUCAUUCUAUCAACUUAAACCCGAAUCACAACAAGAGUUCCCAACGAGCGAUCCUUCUUCGCCAGAGGUUAAGCGUACUGGUAGAUCUCGUGGUCGCUCAGCUUCUGGUAAAACUAGCAAGAAACCAAACAUGAAAAGAGCUCAAACGGCACCCACAACACCUAGUUUCCAACAUUCAUUCCAAGCUUCAACAUCAACAAACAUCCGAGCAGGAACUCCAGACAUUCGUGUUCAAGGUCCUAUUGGAGUAGAAGUUCUACGAUCCUAUCCUAAAGUGUCGUCCGAAGGACCAAAACUUGAUCUGGCACUUCCAUCAGUACAAAUGGAAAGAUAUAGUGUUAUGUUUGGGGAUAUCUUACAGAAACCCUCAACUAACACUUCUUCAUUACUUCAAAGGCGCCAAGCUACACUGGAUAGACUUAAGAGUGUGGAAGAAGCACUUGCUACAAAGGAAGCAGAAAUUGAGGCCCGUACCAAGGCUCUCACAAGACGCAGGGCUACCUCACCACAACCAAAUCACAACAGCCCAUCAUUCUCUCUCUUUCCAAAUACACCCUCAAGACAAGGCAAUCGUGCAAGCUCACCAUCACGUGAAAAGUCGUCGCUACAUAGAUCAAAUACCUCUCCCGCCGGCCUCUCACCUGCUAGAGCUUCGUUCGCACCAGGUUUUGAUAAUAAUACACAUGCUGAUCUUGUAUUCGAUAAUAAAACACCUACCAAUCGAAGCGGACAUGAACAUAAAGAUUUUUCACCAACGACAUCUACUAAGAAACCACGUAAACAGUCAGCAAAAUCAUCAUCGAGUUUUCCAAGACCACAACCACAAAUCCAAACAACGCGUACUUGGUCUCCAAACAAAUCUCAACUUUUAUCGCCAUCCUCCGCCGAAGAAUCAGAGGCAGAUGCGCGAUCCACAAAUGGUCAAGAAAAGGAAGAUUCAUAUAACGCAUCACAACUAACAGCAACCAAAUCAAAUUUUGAAAAAAAGGAAUCAACGUGGCAGACGGGAAACUCCAAAAAGCAAAACCAUGGGACCCCAUCCUCGGUAUCUGGAUCUAUGACCAGUGAGACUGGCACUAUAUCAUCAUCACAUUCUACCACAUCAUUUGCAAGUGCACCAGGUAGUAUAUAUACAAAUGUAGUUUCCCUGCCCGAGCAGGAAAAGAUGAGAGAAAAAGAUUCUAGGAAAACAUCACCAACAAGCUUUCAAUCUCCCCAAAAGGCCCAAGACAUAAAAAUUCCCAUUAAAUCUACGCCGGGACCACGACCGAUAAUCUCAACUUUUAAUAUCACAACUUGGUCAGCAGGAUCCGCGCCUCGCCCCAUUCGAAUUCUCAAAUCUCCUGUUUCCGAAAAUCAAAGUCCACCCGCAUCAUCAUCACGACCUUUGAUGCAAGAUCCAUUCUCGAAUGCAUCCCUUGCCUCGGGUCUUUCACCUCGUCCCUCGCUUCAAAAAUCCCCCAUGACUUCGGCCAACCUCUCUUCAACCAACAUUUCCUCACCACGCAAGAUUCCUCUCCCCGCAUCUCCUCAUCCUCAACGCUCCAUUGAAACCACCAUCUCUUCUCCUCACCCCGAACCAACCUACAAUUUUCACCAAAAACAAGCAUCCACAUCCUCUAUAACGCCUUCUCUCCUAGAUGUCCACAUAGACGAAACCCCCAUCAACCCCAGCCGAUCCCGCUCCCGCGACGCCGAACAAAAACGUCUGGAAUCCGCCGCCGGCGUCUCCAUCGCUCGCCAAAUUUCCGUGUCGCGUCAACAACGCCAAUUACUCAUCCCCAUUCAAACUAGCAAUGGUACCAUCUCCAAACGAAAUCCUCGUGGACGUUCUCCUGGUAUUACCAGUCCUUCUGAUCGACAGAGUGAACAGAGUUCGAUAUCAGCUGGAUCUGGAGUUGGAUCUGGAGUGGGGAAACGAUUCGUCACCGGUGAAAAUGUUAUUGGGAAAAACUCAAAGGGCUCCCCGUUAGAAAGUGUCACGGAAUUGAGUCUUCGCGGCGGAAUAUUGUUAUCUUCUGUCACGGGCCACACUGGUGGUGAUGUAAGGGGAAUGGGUAUCCUAAACCCGGGUACACGUGGAGAUAUUACAAUAAAGAGUUCCAGAUCUUUGACACCAACUCUCGUGCUGGUUCCAGAUGUAGACGAAUGGAGUGCGGGGAGUUCGGGGGGAAUAAAUGGAUCAAAUAGUAAUAGAGAGAAAGUAGAAGCCAUGAUGAAGGGAACUACGAGUACAAGAGGAAAUCCAGAAAUGGUUUUGGGAAAUGGUGGUAGUGAGUGGGAGGAAAAGGGUGGGAAUACUUUGAAUGUGAAUAUGAAUAAGAGUCAGGGUGCGAGAACGGAAAUGGGAAGUGGAUAUGUGAAUCGAAGGAGUGAGAGGGGGGUGGUAAUGGAGGCUUGA